Cavia porcellus (domestic guinea pig) is the source of this 1047-nucleotide messenger RNA. Its product is annotated as oocyte-specific histone RNA stem-loop-binding protein 2-like. Gene Ontology annotation, molecular function: mRNA binding; histone pre-mRNA stem-loop binding. The record is from RefSeq and is a predicted model, not a curated record. The transcript is spliced from 6 exons. Gene Ontology annotation, biological process: mRNA 3'-end processing by stem-loop binding and cleavage; mRNA transport. Lineage: Eukaryota; Metazoa; Chordata; Mammalia; Rodentia; Caviidae. Gene Ontology annotation, cellular component: histone pre-mRNA 3'end processing complex; cytoplasm. The coding region runs from base 81 to 683 and encodes 200 amino acids.
UUCAUUUGCGUGACAGUGUUCUUUUUCCUCGCGUCAUCCUCGUGCUGUUUCUAUUUAACUUUGCUAGCCUUCAAACCGGGAUGGAGGAUUUGCCGCCUGUGGGUCAGGCGUCGGUGUGUGACAGAAAAGAGUUGUGUGAAGAGUCUUUGUCCACUGGGACAGAGACGGUAAAUGUGGGAGUCGGCACAGAACCUUGUCAUGGCAGGUGGGAAGUAGAGACAGAUGAAGUUGUCCUGCAGCGGCGGCAAAAGCAGAUAGAUUAUGGCAAAUGUACACCUGGUUACCAGUGCUUUCGGCAGCAGGUCCCCAAAGCACAGCGACAGCCAGGGCUUCACCCUCAAACACCGAAUAAGAACAGGAGGUACAGCCGUCGUUCCUGGGAUGCUCAGAUCCGGCGAUGGAGAAGAGCCCUACAUACCUGGGACCCCCCCAGCAAGCCUCUUCAGGGCAAGGGGACUAAAGGGCAAGGAAAGGAAAAUCCCUUAGAACCCAUGGAUUCUACCUCUUUGGAUGACAUCCUGCAUGACUGGCUCCAAGCCCUGGAAACCUCAGAGAAUCUGGAUGGAGGCCAUAAGGGGGUCAAGUUUGCAGACUUGGUGGCUCCAAUUUCCUGCCCUCGUAAGCUAAGUGAGGAAGACAACGAUUCACCUGUCCCAGACUUGGAUAGGACAGGAAACAGUUAGAGAAAACAUGUCUUUCAGGGGACUUGCUAAAUGUGAUAGUGAAGUCACUUGUGUUAGGGUACUUUUUGAACAAUAAGAAAGAAAUUUAAAACUCACAAGAUGAAGAAGGCAUUGUUUAAAAAUCUCUUUUUCUUUCUUUCUUUCAUUCUUUUUUUUGUUUGUUUGUUUGUCUGAUGGGGAGACUUGUGUUUACACAAGAGCCAAAAACUAAUUUCUUCACCUACUUACAUCUACAUUCCAUCUCUUUAAAAAGGACACAACUCUGGCUGAGGUGGGUGGCGGUAGAGGUGGUGAAAGCUUAAUAAAAAGGUGGUUUCCUCUUCCUGAAGAGGAAACAUAGUGCCGUCAACGUCGUUUGUGCAUC